Drosophila albomicans is the source of this 1696-nucleotide messenger RNA. RefSeq names its product fibrinogen-like protein 1. Lineage: Eukaryota; Metazoa; Arthropoda; Insecta; Diptera; Drosophilidae. The transcript is spliced from 3 exons. The record is from RefSeq and is a predicted model, not a curated record. The coding region runs from base 61 to 1605 and encodes 514 amino acids.
UCGCAUCUCUAUAUAGAACAGAACCUAUUUACUUUAUUUAUUUUUUCGAAUUUAAAAAAAAUGACAGACAAUCAUCCGACAUUGAAAUGUAUUCUGCCGAAAGAGAGUCUAGGCCGAGACUCUAGGUUAUCAUUACUUGACCUCUCUCGUUCAGAUCUAUUGAGCGGAAUCCAAAUCCGCUGCAGAUUUUUACUGACUUUAACGAAAUAUUCAGUUCCAAAUUCAUUUUGUUUGCGGGCAGUCGAAACAUUUAAAAUGGGCAGAAUAAAAUUUAACGGAGUGUUGUUACUGAUGAUCCUUCAAAUAUUUUUGGUGUCUACAACAAUUGGAGAUGAAAUGUAUGAAUCAGACCAAAAAACUGUAAAACCUUUGAUUGAUAUUAUUAGACAGGUCAGAAAUAAGUUAGAACAAAGUGAAACCAAGGAAAAGCAGAUAAGUGAAUUAAAUUCUGAUCUUAUGGAAAAAUAUCAUGAAAUUGUAAGAAUUCAUGAAACAUUUAUGAAGGAGGCAGCUCUAUUAAAUGAGUAUAAAAACAAAGUAAUCAAAGGAGAAAACGACUUGCAAUUGUGUCAAAAUAAUGUUGAUAAAUCUGAAUCUGAAAUUAAUUCACAACAAAAUAUUAUUCUUAAAUUAGAAGAACAACUAACAGAUAGAUCCACAUACUUAGAAAAUUGUCAAGUUCAACUAAAAUCUGUUAAUUCUAGAUUAAUUGAAAAAGAUGAAAAUAUAAAGAGAUUCAGUGAGAUUAUUAAAAAUAAAACAGAACAUCAGAAAACACUUGAAUUGAAAUUAGAGAAAAGUAAAUUUAUAAUAAUAAAGCAUGAAAAUGAUAUUCAGUUAUGUCGUUCAGAAAUCAACAAAUUAAAUAGGACAUCAGAGAACAUUAGAGAAGAACAGCAAAAGAUUCAAUUGAAAUUAAAAGAAAGUGAGACUAAGCUAAUAGAUAAAGUAAAAGAAAAUCAGUUAUGUCAAUCUGAACUUGAUAAAUCAAGUGCCACAACAUGUAUCCCUUUCGGAGAAUAUCCAGGAGUUAAUCAACUCAAUGUCUCUGGCAUAGGUUUAUUCAAUGUUUUGUGCGAUAGUCAGAUAGCUGGACCUGGAUGGAUUGUAAUACAACAACGAGUUGGGGAAAAAGAUAAUUUCAAUAAGGGUUGGGCAACGUAUCGCAAAGGUUUCGGUUCUUUUGAAGGUGAUUUCUUUCUUGGAUUAAGGAAAAUACAUCUUAUCACGAGCUUGCAGCGUUUCGAACUUUACAUACAUGUGGUUGAUGAGAAUGGAAAUACCUACAACGCUCUUUAUGACGACUUCAAAAUAUCUGAUGAAGAUAAUGGAUACGCACUGAGUUUGGGUAAAUUCAAUGGAACUUUUGUUGAGGAUGGCAUGAGAGACAGUGAAAACAUGAAAUUCUCAACAUUCGAUCGCGACAACGACAAAGAUGAUGAUGCUAAUUGCGCAGACUGGGAUGAAAGUGGCUGGUGGUACAAUUCUUGUUAUACUUGUAGUUUAAAUGCACCAUAUGGGCAACUUCUACGUUCGUGGGACAAUGGGGACAUUUUACUUAAAGAAGUUAAGAUGCUAAUUCGCCCCAAAGAAGUGAUAAACUGAAAAGCUGAAAUUCCCAUAUUUGACUCAAUUGUGUAAUCAUUUAUACAUGUUAUAAUUGGUGCAUUAAGAAAUUGCGUUCUGAAAAAUAAAA